AUUUUAUAUGGAUUUCAAAGUUCGAGAUUACGGUUAAGAAUUGGUUUAGUGAAAGGUUAGGUCAGUACAGAGUAUUUCAGUAUUGUUAGGGUUGUGCAAACUGUUGCUCAUAUGGUGCUAAAGUCUUCAUCUUCCAUAAAAAUCCCAAACUUAUUUCUGAGGAAAAGGAGAAAAUUUACACAUUCACCUUACAAAACCAGAUGGCAUUACAUCUUCAAUCAACAACAAGCGCUUCAAACCCUAAAAAAAUCAUGUCUUUCUUCAACCCCAGAUUCAAUUACCCAACAGAACACCCAAAACCCUUCAAAAACCCCUUCUUAUCAUCUCAAUUGCCUCAUCAAUACUUUCGAUUCUUACCAAUGUGACCCCACACCCAGUUCUUAUGAUAUGGUUAUCAAAACCCUAGUUCAAAAAUCCCAAUUCAAUGAGCUAAACUAUGUUCUAUUACAUCUCCAAAAUGUUGAGAAGUCCGAAACCCCAGAAAGGGUUUUUGUUGAUUUGAUUAGGGUUUAUGGGGAUAAGGGUAUGAUAAAGGAGGCAAUUGAUUUGUUCUUCAGGAUACCUGAAUUCAGGUGUGUUCCAACUGUGCUUUCAUUCAAUUCUCUGCUUUUUAUUCUUUGUAGAAAUAGAGAAUAUUUGCGAAUUGUUCCUCAAUUGUUGUUAAAGAGUAGGAUUAUGAAUAUCCGAUUGGAGGGGUCGAGUUUUACGAUAUUGAUUAAUGCCCUUUGUCGAAUUGGGAGGAUUGAUUUUGCUAUAAAGUUGCUGAAUUACAUGAUUUAUUAUGAGUUUGACCCUGAUGGGAAAUUGUAUUCUUUGGUGUUGGGAUCAUUAUGUAGACAAACUAGUGCAAAUGUGACUAGUUUGGAGGUAAUGGGUGUUUGGGAAGACAUGAAAAGUGUCGGGUUUUGCCCCGGUAAAGAGGAUUAUUGCAAUGUGAUUAGGUUCUUGGGGAGGCAAGGAAAGGGUAAAGAGGCAUUUCAUGUAUUAUGUGAAAUGAAAAGGGAGGGAAUUAAGCCUGAUAUUAUGUCCUAUACAAUGGCUCUUAAUGGUCUUGUUGAACAAGGCAAGUUUUCGAAAGUAGAAGAGUUGUUUGACGAAAUUCUCAUAUUUGGUCUGGCUCCGAAUGUGCUUACUUAUAACGUUUACCUAAAAGGCUUAGGUAAGCAAAACAAAGCCGGGGAUGCGUAUAUAAUGGUUGGUUGCAUGGAGGAACUAGGUUGCCCACCUGAUUUGAUUUCUUAUAAUACCGUUUUGGAAGCUUUUUGUAAGGUUGGAGAGUUGAGUAGAGCAAGGGAAGUUUGGAGUGUGAUGAAAAAGAAAGGUAUUGAAUUGAAUGAUGAAUCAUAUAGGUUGAUGAUUGAUGCAUUGGUUACCGAGGGUGAAGAUACUGAAGCUUGCAAUAUGUUGACGGAAAUGGUGUCCAAGAAUUAUCGACCUAUGUCCUCUACAUUUGAUAAGAUUAUAUGUAGUUUGUGCCAUAAGGGGCUUGUAUCAAAGGCGUUACAUACUCUUGAAUUAGUUUCUGGCCAUGGUGUUUUACCAGGCUCCGUUUCUUGGGAAGCACUUGUUCUUGGCUUGAAUCUUAACCUUGAUCAUGAUGGAUUGAUGGGGAUGUGUUUGCCAAGUUUUGUAAACUUGCAUGAAAAUUGAAGACAGGUUUGAAUUUCGUGUCAACAAUAUAAGCUGAUGAGUUUGCUACAUCUGUGAAUGCUACAAUGGGGAUUAUCUUGUCAUAUGAAAGGUCAAGCACUCUGAUUGUUUAUUCAAGUUGGAUGAAACUGAAAAAAUUUAGAAUGCUGUAGUGCCUUGAACUGAUUUGUUUGAAGACUCUAACAUCACCUUUAUAUUCUGUAGCCGGGUAUCAUUAGUUGCAGUAUACAUAAACAGAAUGAACAAGUUUCAUUUCUCGUAUCACUUGUUCAGAUUCUAUUGCCAAUGGGGGUAUCCAAGCUCGCUUCUUCUUUGAUAUUUCCACUGCUUGUGUUGUGGUUGAAUCAGGCCUUCAACAGAGGGCCUAGCUUGAUAGCAGGCAAGGCACUACUAGAAUAUCAACUGGAAGUGAAUUCAUGUAAUCUUGUUUAAAACCGGUUUAGCUAAAAUGGCUCUGGUUACUUGUAUAUUUGAUGAGUUUAAUGUAAUGCAAGUUACAACUUUCAUCGUA
Spinacia oleracea (spinach) is the source of this 2161-nucleotide messenger RNA. Its product is annotated as pentatricopeptide repeat-containing protein At2g38420, mitochondrial. The record is from RefSeq and is a predicted model, not a curated record. The coding region runs from base 112 to 1650 and encodes 512 amino acids. Lineage: Eukaryota; Viridiplantae; Streptophyta; Magnoliopsida; Caryophyllales; Amaranthaceae. The transcript has a single exon. Gene Ontology annotation, molecular function: protein binding.